GUAUUAGAAUUUCUUUUUUUACACUCUCGUCCAAAACACUGCUCUCUCGAAGCACUAUAGCCAUCAAUGGAGGUCGCAACCGCAGCCGCAUCAAGCUUUGCGCUCCACACGCGCAUGUUAUCACCGCCAACCUCCGCACGAAUCGCAAACCCUACCCGAACCCUAACGUCUCCUCCAUCGACUUCUCUCCGAGCUUCUCUCUCCACUAACUUCCUCUCUCCCUUUCCCACCGUUGGCAGCGUCUCCGGAGAUUUCUCUGGGUUGAAGCUACGACCCGACUCUCUCUACCCGGCUUCUCUCUGCCGGUCCAAGCCCAAACGAGGAGUUGUCACCAUGGUUAUUCCGUUUUCGAGGGGAAGUGCAUGGGAGCAACCUCCACCAGACUUAGCAUCGUAUUUGUACAAGAAUCGGAUAGUUUACUUGGGAAUGUCGCUUGUUCCUUCUGUUACAGAGUUGAUACUGGCUGAAUUUCUUUACCUUCAAUAUGAAGAUGAGCAGAAGCCUAUUUACUUGUACAUAAACUCCACUGGAACAACCAAGGGUGGCGAGAAGUUGGGUUAUGAGACUGAAGCUUUUGCAAUCUAUGAUGUUAUGGGGUAUGUUAAGCCUCCUAUUUUUACUCUCUGUGUUGGAAAUGCUUGGGGAGAAGCUGCAUUGCUUUUAGCCGCUGGUGCAACAGGAAAUCGUUCUGCUCUUCCUUCGUCGACAAUAAUGAUUAGGCAGCCAAUUGCUAGAUUUCAAGGUCAAGCAACGGAUGUUGACCUUGCAAGAAAGGAAGUAAAGAAUGUGAAAACAGAGUUGGUUAAACUCUAUGCCAAACAUAUGGGAAAAUCAACUGAGCAGAUUGAAGAAGAUAUAAGGCGCCCAAAAUAUUUUAGCCCCAGUGAAGCAGUUGAAUAUGGCAUCAUAGAUAAGGUAUUGUACAAUGAAAGGAGCAGUGAAGACAGUGGUGUUGUUUCUGACCUUAAAAAGGCUCAACUUAUCUGAACAUGGGAGAACUUGUACCUGUGACAGUUAAAACUACUCAGGGGAGCAAUAGACUGAGUUGAAAGAUAUUUUUACUGCAGCAGUAUAGACCGAGUUGAAGGAGGACAAGAGAAGCUCAGAACUGUGUGUAGUUUUUUUUCCGGGGAAUGCGGUCUCUUCAUUUGUAGCACACAUUUUUUUCAAUAAAUAGUAUGUUUAGUUAUAACACAAGUAAUUGCAAUUAAAUAUUGGUUCCCCCUUUC
Gossypium raimondii (Peruvian cotton) is the source of this 1229-nucleotide messenger RNA. RefSeq names its product ATP-dependent Clp protease proteolytic subunit-related protein 4, chloroplastic. The record is from RefSeq and is a predicted model, not a curated record. Gene Ontology annotation, molecular function: serine-type endopeptidase activity; ATP-dependent peptidase activity; ATPase binding. Gene Ontology annotation, cellular component: endopeptidase Clp complex. The transcript has 8 exons. Gene Ontology annotation, biological process: protein quality control for misfolded or incompletely synthesized proteins. Bases 67 to 987 code for a protein of 306 amino acids. NCBI's taxonomy places the organism in Eukaryota, Viridiplantae, Streptophyta, Magnoliopsida, Malvales, Malvaceae.